AUGCCGCAACUGACGAACAUGAUGCUUGCCUGGGGAAACGUGGCUCGGAUGGUAGAGUACGUCGCCUCCGCAAACUUCAGUUUAAUGGCACUGUGCAAAUUAGUUGGUACUUGGUAUCACGGUGAAACACUUCGAACGCUGAUGAUAUCAAUCGUGACCGAUUGGAUGACUUCGACAAACAACCGGGAACGAAAUACAAUGUUAAAUAUAGCGAAACGUGGCAGAGCCCUAUCUGUUAGAUGUUUUGUGACCAUGACGGGUACAGUCACGUUUUACAUAUCUCUCAACCUCCUGAAAUUCUAUCGAAAUGUACAUCAACCUCAAAGGAAUCUCGUGUAUCGAUUUUCCUAUCCUUACAAUACUCAAAAUACUCCGAACUACGAAAUAACUUUUUUCACUCAACUUUCCGGCGGCAUGUACUCGGCUAUGAUCAAUUGUACCAUCGACACUUUUGUCUCGAUACUUGUGCUACACAUAUGCGCACAGUUGAUAAAUUUACGAAUGGCACUCAACAAUCUGGUCGACGAGCUAGCCAAAGGAUCUAUAUCUUCCUCGAGAUUUAAGAAAGGCUUAAUUAUGAUUACUAUGCGUCACGAACAUCUUAUCAGGAACGCAAAUACAGUCGAUGAAUGUUAUAGCGCAGUGUUAUUUGUGCACAUGUUAGCUGCUACUUUUCAGCUGUGUUUUGAAAGUUUUCAAGUUUUCACGAUAGUAACAAGUCAUGUGGAUGUACCUAUUAUCAAAAUGGCCUUUCUCUCGUUUUACUUCACUCUUGUAUUGACGCAUUUGUAUUUUUAUUGUUAUUCAGCUGAAAGACUUUUAACAGAGCCUCAACGGAAUCUCGUCUAUCGAUUAGAAAUCAUUCAAAACAGUCCGAACUACGAAAUCACCUAUAUUAUUCAACUUUUCGGCGGUGCAUAUGCAGUUUUCGCUAACUACACGAUCGAUAGUUUUGUCUCGGUACUUGUGCUGCACGUAUGCUCGCAACUCAUAAAUCUGAGGAUAACAAUCAACAAUCUGGUGAACGAAUUAGCUAACAACUCUAUAUCUUCUUCAAGAAAAGAGAGAUUUAAGAAAAGUUUAGCAGCAAUUGUAAUACGACAUGAACAUCUUAUCAGGAACGCAAAGACAAUCGACUGCUGCUACAGCUCAGUAUUAUUUAUGAACCUAUUAAUAACUACUCUUCAAAUGUGUUUUAUAGCUUUUCAGAUUUUUACGCUCACAAAUCUGCGGACGACAUUGAACAAUCUAGUGAACGAAAUAACUAACGAUUCGAUAUCUAAAGAGAGCUUUAAGAAAGGUUUAGCUGCGAUUGUUGUACGACAUGAGUAUCUCAUCAGUAAUGCAAAGACGAUCGACAGCUGCUACAGUUCAUUAUUAUUUAUGAACAUAUUUUUCGCCAUUCUUCAAAUGUGUUUUAUAGCUUUUCAGAUUUUUACGAGCACCAAUAUGGCGUACGGCGUUUAUGAAUGCAAGUGGUACAACCUACCGUCGAAAGAUGCAAAAGACUUAAUGUUCAUUGUAUAUCGAUCUAAAAUUCCUCUUAAACUGACAGCUGGAAAAUUCGGCAUCUUUUCAAUAGAGAUGUUUGGAUCAAGUCCGAACUACGAAAUCACCUAUUUUAUUCAACUUUUCGGUGCAAUGUAUACAGCUUUUGCUAAUAGCACUAUUGACAGCUUUAUCUCGGUGCUUGUACUACAAGUGUGUGCGCAACUGAUAAAUCUGCGAACGAUGCUGAAUAAUUUGGUAAACAAAUUAGCCAACAAAUCUAUAUCAUCCUUAACAUUUAGGGAAGGUUUAGCUGCGAUCAUCGUACGACAUGAUCAUCUCAUCAGGUAUGUCUUAGAAUCUCUACAUUACUUGACAUUGCAGUGA
Molecule: messenger RNA, 1875 nt
Organism: Mycetomoellerius zeteki
Lineage: Eukaryota; Metazoa; Arthropoda; Insecta; Hymenoptera; Formicidae
Exons: 10
Coding region: 1-1875 (624 amino acids)
Biological process (GO): detection of chemical stimulus involved in sensory perception of smell; sensory perception of smell
Cellular component (GO): plasma membrane
Molecular function (GO): olfactory receptor activity; odorant binding
Source: RefSeq, a predicted model, not a curated record